AUGGGUACGAGUAUAGACACCAAGGACAUCAAAAACGGCGGUGGACUAUCCCACGUCGAGAAUGUUCACUACGGGGAUUCUCGCAAUGUCAAUGCCAAGAUAUGGAACCCUCUAACUGGUAUCCCCAAGAACGAACUGCUCUCUCAGGUGACAGCAUUCUGCGAGGAAUAUGGCUUCCAGGAUAGAAGGGAUGUCUUCAUCCGAGGAGCCCUGGCCGCCCAGAAUGCAAACGACUACGACACGAUUCCAGACCUGACAGACGAGGACAAGUACUUCCUCCAGCGAGAAAAGACGCACCGCUGGCACCUCCCUCGGUCCCUGUACUUCACCAUCGCGUUGUGCUCUCUGGGCUCCGCCAUCCAGGGCUGGGAUAACACGGGUGCCAACGGCGCCAACCUCUCGUUCCCCGUCGAGUUUGGCAUCGAGGACAACGGCUGGCUCAUCGGCGUCAUCAACGCGGGGCCCACCCUCUUCGGCCUGAUCAGUGCCUGGGCCGCCGAUCCCGUGAACAACCUCGUGGGUCGGAGGGGGACCAUCUUCCUCACCGGACUUUUCUGCAUCUUCCCCGUCCUCGCGCAGGCCUUCACCCAAAACUGGUGGGGGCUCCUCAUCUGCCGCCUGUUCAUGGGUAUCGGUAUGGGAAUCAAGAUCUCCACCAUCCCCGUCUUUUCUGCAGAGGUGGCGCCUGCUGCCAUCCGCGGUGGUCUCGUCACCAGCUUCCAGAUGUGGGUGUCUUUUGGAAUGUUCAUCGGAUACUGCUCUAAUCUGGUCUUCUACCGCGCCGGUAAGCUCGCCUGGAGGUUCCAGCUUGCAGCAGCAUUUUUUCCGGCCAUCCCUAUUGUCAUUUUGGUCUGGUGGUGUCCAGAAUCCCCCCGCUGGCUCAUGAAAAAAGGUCGCUACCAAGAGUCGUUCGCGUCCUUCUGUCGACUGCGAAACUCGGAAAUGCAGGCAGCCCGAGACCUCUACUACGCCCACUGCCAGGUCCUUGAAGAAAAGGACGCCUUUGCGGGAGUCAGCUUCCUCCACCGUGCAUGGGAGUUGGCUGCAGUUCCCCGACUACGGCGCGCAACCAUUGCCAGCGCCUGGAUUGUCAUCAGCCAGCAAUUCUCCGGGAUAAAUAUCAUGGCAUUCUACAGCUCCACCGUCUUUGCUGAGGCAGGAUACUCGACCCUCAGCUCCCUCCUGGCCUCCAUGGGCUUCGGCAUCGUCCUCUUCGUCACCUCCAUUCCCGCCGUCUACACGAUGGACACGUUUGGCCGGCGUAACCUUCUCCUUGUUACCUUCCCCAACAUGGCCUGGUGUCUUCUGGCUGCUGGCCUGUGCUUCCUCAUGCCCACUAGCAAUGAUGCGCGCGUCCCGUGCAUUGCCUUUUUCAUAUAUCUAUUCACUGCUUUCUACGGGCCAGGCAUGGGCCCUCUACCAUCCAUAUACUUCUCUGAGGCAUUCCCCCUGUCCCACCGAGAGCUAGGCGCAGGUUUCACCAUCUGCGUUAACAACGCCGUCGGCAGCGCCCUAAGCUUGACUUUCCCCUCGCUCCUGGCCAAGACUGGUCCCACCGGCGCCUUUGGAUUCUAUGCUGGUCUCAACCUGUUGGCAUUCUUUGUUAUUUUCUUUAUCGUUCCAGAGACUAUGAAACGCACACUCGAGGAACUCGACUUUGUCUUUGGCGUGCCCACGAGCCGUCACAUCUCCUACCAGGUGAGAACGUGGCUGCCGUGGUGGACCAAGAAGUACAUUCUGUUCCAGCGAGAUGCCAAGCUUGAGCCUCUGUACAAGCUAGACGGGGCUGUAGAUGCGAACCAUGAUGACGAUGCAUAG
Geosmithia morbida is the source of this 1818-nucleotide messenger RNA. RefSeq names its product Sugar (and other) transporter. Gene Ontology annotation, cellular component: membrane. NCBI's taxonomy places the organism in Eukaryota, Fungi, Ascomycota, Sordariomycetes, Hypocreales, Bionectriaceae. The transcript is spliced from 6 exons. The record is from RefSeq and is a predicted model, not a curated record. The coding region runs from base 1 to 1818 and encodes 605 amino acids. Gene Ontology annotation, biological process: transmembrane transport. Gene Ontology annotation, molecular function: myo-inositol:proton symporter activity.